Messenger RNA from Rattus norvegicus (Norway rat), 3547 nucleotides. It is a transcript of the gene Lix1l, whose product is annotated as limb and CNS expressed 1 like. The record is from RefSeq and is marked validated. NCBI's taxonomy places the organism in Eukaryota, Metazoa, Chordata, Mammalia, Rodentia, Muridae.
UGCUCACUGGGGUGGCUGGGACCGUUAGCUCGCCAGGCUGGCAGGCUCCGGGGCCCAGCUCCGCCAGCCGCCGGGAUGGAGACUAUGCGAGCACAGCGGCUGCAGCCCGGCGUAGGUGUCGGCGGGAGAGGCACUCUACGAGCACUGAGGCCGGGGGUGACCGGGGCCCCAACUAGCGCCGCCACACCCCCCGCAGGCCCGCCGCCCGCCCCACCGCCCCCCGCCCCGCCCCCGCCGCCACUGCUUCUGGCUGGGGCCCCCGGGCUGCCCCUGCCCCCCGGCGCUACGGGGAGCCCGGCGGUGCUGCGCGAGGCGGUGGAGGCGGUGGUGAGGAGCUUCGCCAAGCACACGCAGGGCUAUGGUCGAGUGAACGUGGUGGAGGCCCUUCAGGAAUUCUGGCAGAUGAAGCAGUCUCGGGGCGCUGACCUGAAGAACGGGGCUCUGGUGGUGUACGAGAUGGUCCCCUCCAACAGCCCUCCCUACGUCUGCUAUGUUACUCUGCCUGGGGGGAGUUGCUUCGGGAGUUUCCAGUUUUGCCCCACAAAAGCUGAGGCCCGGCGAAGUGCUGCAAAGAUUGCAUUAAUGAACUCCGUGUUUAAUGAGCAUCCAUCCCGAAGAAUUACUGAUGAAUUUAUUGAGAAGAGUGUCUCAGAGGCCCUGGCAUCUUUCAAUGGUAACAGAGAGGAAGCCGACAACCCAAACACGGGGAUUGGUGCCUUCCGAUUCAUGCUGGAAUCUAACAAGGGCAAGUCAAUGCUGGAAUUCCAGGAGCUGAUGACAGUUUUUCAGCUGUUGCACUGGAAUGGCAGCCUUAAGGCCAUGAGAGAAAGACAGUGCUCUCGACAGGAGGUGUUGGCUCAUUAUUCACAUCGGGCCUUAGAUGAUGACAUUCGCCACCAAAUGGCUUUGGACUGGGUGAGCCGGGAGCAGAGUGUGCCAGGGGCACUGUCAAGAGAGCUGGCUUCCACUGAACGGGAGCUCGAUGAAGCCAGGCUGGCGGGCAAGGAGUUGCGCUUCCACAAGGAGAAGAAAGACAUUCUCAUGCUGGCUGCUGGGCAGUUGGGCAAUAUGCAUUCUUCCAGCUGUUAAGCACCUGCCCUCUACUCGCCAGGGCUCUUCAGGCCCUUUUUUGUAUGUCUCCUUUUUAAGACGUAGGAUGAUGAUUUCUGUAUAUACUUUCUCAAUUUUAUACUUUAAAAUAGAGAUAUAUAUGUAUAAAUUCUACACCUGGCUUCCUAUUUGCUAAGAGAUCCAUUUUCUAACUUCCACUUUGGGGAUUAGUUACCUUUGAAAUCUCAGUGUUCUAUUUUAGAGCACAGUUGGCUCUUAAACCUUCAGAUUAUCUAAGUCAUUAACAUGUACAAUUUACUAAGUGUUCCUGUCUCUUUAAAGAGCUAUGAUCUCUGCACUCAGGAGUCUGAGGCAGUAUUGCUGUGAAUAUGAGGCCAGCCUGGUCUACAUAGUAAGUUCCAGGUCAGCAUGGGCUGCAGUGUAUAAGAUCCUGUCUCAGACCCCUCACCUCCCACAUAGAAGUCACAGUGGGAACAGGGAGCCUGUGCUCACCUCCCCCAUAUUCUUGGUUUCUCUCCACUAAAAUAGGGUGGGAGUGUCAGGUUUUGGUUAGCAGCGACCUUCCGAUGUACCUCUCCUGCUCACUUUCCUUUUUCCUUGCCUCUAAGUGCUCCUUCAUAUGGGGGCUUCCCUACCUUAUCCUGAAGGAGACCUGCUUCCUUUUGUUCUGUGGGACAUUUUAUCACAGCCUGGAACUCAUCCUAUAGACUAGGAGGAUGGCAUACUUGUGGGUGUAGGCUGCUGAGAUCACAGGCAUGGGACACCAGGCCUGACCUGGUUCUUAUUUUAAAGUCACUCUGAGAAACUGCCUAAGAACAAGAGAGUUGGGGUUGGGGAUUUAGCUCAGGAAGCGCAAGGCCCUGGGUUCGGUCCCCAGCUCCGAAAAAAAGAACCAAAAAAAAAAAAAAAACAGAACAAGAGAGUUACACACCCAGUUCAUAUGGUGGUGGGUAGCUGGGACUACCUAAGCUGCCCCUGGGCUCAUCUACCCCUACUAGCAGUCUAGAUUUCUGGAUGUGAGAAGAGGGUAAGGGUUGAGGCUGCUUGCCUUCCACCGUUCCCUGGAGUCACCAGUCUUACUCACCAGACUUAAUAAAGACACACUCACACAUACGUGUACAUACAUACACACACACACACACACACACUCACACGCUUUUUCCAUUUUGUUUAUGUAGCCCAGGCUGGCCUCCAACUCUCCUGGUAGUUGAGAAUGACCUGAACUGCAGACUUCCUCUGUCAGCCUCCUACAUGCUAGGGUUUCAGUGAAUACCACCUCAGCUGCCUCAAUCCUUCCUUUCAGGACAAGACGCUUCUUGUUCUUUAGAAACUGUAGCUAUUCUGUUUAGAGAGAACCAUGUCCCUCUCUUGUCUACUGAGCUAUGCUGUUUACUCUGAAAUGUACACACCUUGCAUUCUCAAUUCCUGCUUCUUCCUUCUCCUCUACACUGACUGUGAGAACAGGGGUAGUGAAGCUUGGAUUCGAAGGUGGCUCUUCUUAAGCACAACAGAUUACUUGUGUGUGAAGAGAAAACUAACCUGGAGGAUAGGCAGGGAGAAUUUUAUGUAGUAAGCUCAAUCUUCCUUUCUGUGGUCUCUGCUAUAUUGUAUUAUUGUUCAGUGCACUUUCUAUCAAGUUGGGACAGUUAAUGCCACUAUAAUUCGACUUCCCAUUUAACAGUUGCAGUUUGAUUUUAGAUUAGGAGUUGGGUCUGGUGGUGCAGGUCUGUAAUCUCAGCUAUAAAGGAGGCUAAGGCAAAAUUGGAAAUUCAAGGUCUACCCCAGCUAGAGUGAGCUGAGGGGCAACCUGAGUAACUUUGCAAGACUGUCUCAAAAAACAUGAAAUAAAAACAGGGUUGGGGACAUAGCUUAGUGGAAGAGAGUCUGCCUGGCAUGUGAGGCCUGGGUUUAAUCCCUACUGCAAAAAGGGUAGGGGAGUGAGAGGUUUGGCAGGAAGAGAGAGGGGAGCAUGGUUAGAUCAGUUAGCUCACUGGGUAGGAACAAGGUGAAAAGCAGCUUUCUUACUUUUAAAAUCAUCUUUGUGACAAGGACACAUGGGAUCAGAGUAGGGUGUCCAGUUAGAUUGGUGUCAGUGCUUGGAGAAGGGUUCUUUGAUUCCUUUAGUUAGCCCUGUCUCUUUGUUUCAUAAAACACACUGGGUUGGAACAGAGGCUCCUGAGUUACAUGAUAUGGGUGACUUUUAAAUUGAUAUUUAUAACCUAGACACCGUGAAUCCUCCAGUUUCUCCUGGGCUCCUUUUUUUGUGUAAGAUGUGUUAAGGGUUAUAGUUUGGGGAAGAAUUGUCCUUGUACCUCCUGGAAUUAUUGUUUUUCUCAAAAACCCAAGACUCCAAAGAACAUGAGAAAAAUUGUUCUGUCCACUUUUGAUGUUGAAGAUUUUAGUUAUCCUUUUGGUACAUUCUAUGUAUUUUCUAUGUAAAAUUUUACACAAUUAAAAUGAUUUUUUUGUCUAUUAA